UGAAAUUUUUACUGCAAUUGUUUACCUUCGAUUCAUCCUGGAAACAACUGAAUUUCGGUUAUGCUGGACAUCUCGCAAAUGUGCCGUGUUUGCAGGGACGAGUCCGACUGUCUGGUGGACCUGUUCGCCGAGUCCUGUGCCUCCAGCUGGGAUCAGGAACAGGAACCGCAUUUGGCGACCAUGCUAACCGAGUGCAGCGGAUGCAGCGUGGCCAGAUCGGACGGAAUGCCGCAGUUCAUCUGUGUGGAGUGCGCGAAGGCCACCAGGAACGCCUUUCGGCUAAGACGUCAAUGCCGAAAGAGUCGUCACUACUUUGACCAGCUGCGUGCUAUGAUCCAGGAGCUGGAGGGCAUUGAAGCUGGCCUGAAGAUGAACUCGUGCAUCGAGGACGGAGCAAGUCCGGAGGCAUACGAGCCCCAAGGCCUGGAAUCAUUUUUUGGGGAACUCGUGGAGCUUAAGUAUAAGUCCCUACCAUCGCAGGAGAAAUUCAGUUUCAAAUGCGAUCUGCCACCAACUCCUCCAGACAGCAAUGAACCCAUGAAAACCUACUCUUCGGUGAGGGAAAUAGUCAAUAAAACCACUACUACCCGGAAAAGGACGGUAUCCUACUCGGAAAGCGAAUCCUGGAAUCCAGAAAGUGACCCUGACAAAGACGACGAUAACAACUGGCAAGCCUCGAAAAAAAGAAAGUUGCAGAAGGUUCGGAAAGCCUUUCAGUGCCCACACUGCGUCCAAUCUUUCUCCCAUAAAAAGCAUCUUGAGGUACACAUGCGGAUACACACUGGGGAACGGCCCUUUAAGUGCUCCUUAUGUCCGCGAUCCUUCACCCAAAAGGGAAACUUGGCGACCCACAACAGGGUUCACACCGGCGAGCGACCCUUCAAGUGUCCACAUCCAGAGUGCAGAUCCAGCUUCCGGCAAAUUGGCCAGCUCAACGUCCACUUCCGGGUUCACACCGGCGAACGACCUUACAAAUGCGACAUUUGCCGGUGUUGUUACAGGCAAAAGAGCGGCCUGCAGAAGCAUAUGAUCCUACACACCGGAAUAAAGUUUUUGCCCAAAAGCCAAAGAAUUGAAAAAUGUAGCAUUUAAAUGUUUCUUUAAAUUCAUAUCAAAAACUUUCAUUCGCGGUUGUCAACAGAGAGAUUUGGUUUCUAAACAAUUGGAUUAACAAUCCAAUAUAUUCCUUACAAAUAUAACUAAGCCUUCAUAAUAAUAAUCUCUACGCUUUUAAAUAGUUUUUAAUGAUUUCUUUGUUUUUGAAAUAUUAAGAAAAAAUACAUUUCAUUUGUGACGUGCCUACAUAAUCGAAUAUUUAAUAUUUUACCAAUUCUUAAAAACUUUGUUUCAAGUAAUUUUUAAACUUUAAGUUUUGCAAAUUCCAUCAGCCCUUAAAACCAAAAAUAGUGUAAACAUUUUG
This is a messenger RNA of Drosophila rhopaloa, 1420 nucleotides long. RefSeq names its product zinc finger and SCAN domain-containing protein 2. The transcript has a single exon. The record is from RefSeq and is a predicted model, not a curated record. Gene Ontology annotation, molecular function: DNA-binding transcription factor activity; RNA polymerase II cis-regulatory region sequence-specific DNA binding; zinc ion binding. NCBI's taxonomy places the organism in Eukaryota, Metazoa, Arthropoda, Insecta, Diptera, Drosophilidae. The coding region runs from base 61 to 1092 and encodes 343 amino acids. Gene Ontology annotation, cellular component: nucleus. Gene Ontology annotation, biological process: regulation of transcription by RNA polymerase II.